AUGGGAAACGGGAAAGAACAUCCAUCUAUGCUAACUCCUCUCAUCAAUACAAGCUCCACUACAAGCAUACUAGUUGGGUCAGACCCUAAUAGACCUGGUGGUGGGGAAACUGAAGCGCCAUGUACAUCCUCUACAGUUGAAGAAAUUAAUAAGGAUAGACCAAAUCCACAGGAAACCAAGGAUUGCAGUGCUGGGACAUCUCAGAAUGUUGAAAUUGAUUGUGAUGAUAUGAUUGAGGAGCCAAAGUCGAGGAUGGAGUUUGAUUCUCUUCAAGAUUUAGUGAGUUAUUAUAAGGAGUAUGGUAAAAAGUGGGGGUUUGGAGUGAUGACAAAAAGGACUGAGAGGGAAGAAGAUGAUUUUUUUAGGUAUGUCACCCUUACUUGUGCGUGUGGUGGGAAGGCUUGUAAUAGAACUUUCAAUGUCGUCAACCCACGUCCGACAGGAAAAACAGAAUGUAAGGCAAAGAUUAAUGCCUUAAAAUCUGAUGGAAAACUUCAGUUGACUACGGUUCAUAAUAUCCAUAAUCACGGUCUUAGUCCAAAGAAAUCUCGUUUCUUUCGAUAUAAUAGAGAAGUGAGUGAUGCCGUAAAAAGAGUUUUAGAUACAAAUGAUAUGGCUGGUGUCCGAAUGAACAAGAGCUUUGGAUCUCUUGUUGUUGGCACGGGCGGGGACGAGAACCUCCCAUUUCUGGAAAAGGAUUGUUGUAACUAUAUCGACAAUGCAAGACAUCUACGACUUGGCGCAGGUGGUGCUGGUGCACUUCGAAAGUAUUUUUGUAGGAUGCAGUACAAAAAUCCUGGGUUCUUUGCGUUGAUGGAUUUAGAUGAUGAAGGGAGGUUAAAGAAUGUCUUCUGGGCAGACCCACGUAGUAGAGCAGCCUACCAAUAUUUCGGUGAUGUGGUCACAUUCGACACUACAUACCUGACCAAUAGAUAUGGGAUGCCGUUUGCACCAUUUGUUGGUGUAAACCACCAUGGGCAGUCAAUCCUCUUGGGAGCAGGCUUGAUUUCCAGUGAGGAUACUGAGAUCUUUGUGUGGUUAUUCCAGACUUGGUUGCAAUGUAUGGAUGGUAUAGCUCCUAAAGCUAUUAUUACUGACCAAGAUAGAGCGAUGAAAAAUGCAAUUGGUAUUGUUUUCCCAAAUACCCAACAUAGAUUUUGUUUGUGGCAUAUACUGAAGAAAGUGCCGGAAAAGCUUGGCUCCUAUGGUUCCUACAAAACUGGGAUGAAAAAUGCAUUGAUGAAAUGUGUAUAUGACAGUCAAAGUAUUGAUGAGUUUGAGACAAGUUGGGUUCAGUUAAUUACCACGUACAAUUUGCAUGAAUGUACGUGGUUACAAAGUCUAUACGCUGAUCGUGAGCAUUGGGUUCCAGCAUUCUUGAAAGACUGUUUUUGGGCUAGAAUGAGUACAACGCAGCUGAGCGAGAGCAUGAAUGCCUUUUUCGACAGGUAUGUUAAUGCUAAGACGAACUUGAAAGAGUUUGUUGACCAGUUUGAUAAUGCAUUGAGAAAAAAGAUUGAGAAUGAAAAUGCCGCGGACUUCCACUCAUUUAGUGUCACAACCCCCUGCAUAUCUAGAUCUCCAAUUGAGAAAAGGUUUCAAGAGUUGUACACAAAUUCUAAAUUCAAGGAAGUACAACAGCAAGUUACCGGCAUGAUCGAUAUGAAUCCAAAGUUACAUAAGAGCAUUGGUGCAAUACAAACAUAUUUGGUAAAGGAUGAAGUUCAUUUGGCAAAGUUCACUAAGCAAGUUACAUAUUCUGUGGACUUUAUUGAAGAAGAUUCAGCUGCAAAGUGUUCUUGUGGAUUAUUCCAGAUGAGAGGGAUAUUGUGUAGGCACAUUUUGGCCGUAUUCAGAUGUAAUGAGAUUACAUAUUUGCCAGAUAGUUACUUUUUAGAUCGAUGGAGGAAGGAUAUCAAAUGGCGAUACACGCUGAUCAACAGUAGUUAUAAUGCGGGGGAACAACGGGCAGAUUCUAAUAGAUAUUCAGAGAUGUUGAAUAUCUGUUAUCAGAUGAUUAUUCUUGCAGCAGGUUCAAAAGAGCAUACUCAGGAUGCAAAAGCUAAGUUAUAUGCAAUGAUUGAGUUGUAUCGUGCCAACCAAGAACCCCCAUCUCUGACCCAAACGGGUUCCAAUGUUCCAAUAUCAACAGGGGGCACAACUACUGUCAGUGGUUCUGGGCAGGGAGAUGUAGGAGGUACACCCAUGUUGAGCACACAGAGAUCCUUAUUUGGCCAUGAGGAGAAUGAACUGGCCAAUGCUAGACACGUGCAGGCCAAUCCAGAAAACACAGCUUUUGACAUUGGUGGAACCCAAAUCCGAGGAACAGUGAUUCAAAGUCAAGAACGUAUGCAAAUUGGAUUGAAUGGAUCACAGCCGAUUGACUUUGGGUUGGAUGGAUCACAACCGUUUGAAUGA
Molecule: messenger RNA, 2418 nt
Organism: Juglans regia (Persian walnut)
Lineage: Eukaryota; Viridiplantae; Streptophyta; Magnoliopsida; Fagales; Juglandaceae
Product: protein FAR1-RELATED SEQUENCE 5-like
Exons: 4
Coding region: 1-2418 (805 amino acids)
Molecular function (GO): zinc ion binding
Source: RefSeq, a predicted model, not a curated record